AGAUAAAAGCAGAUAGAUUUAUCCAAAUCCCCCCUGUCCUCAGAUCCGCUGUCUCUCCAACAAAACUGUUAGAAUAGUCAAACCCCUCUUCUUUUGAAAGUAGGUAAACUAUGGAAAAGCAAAGUAACGUGGGUUUCUUUUUUUAAAUCGGGCUGUGGCAGAGAGAGGAGAAGUAUAGCCUGACUCCCUCCGUGGUUAAUCUUCCCGGAGCGUUAGCAGCAACGACUAUUCUGAAGAUUAGAUCUGCGUUUCCCAUCACGACUGGAGCAAAGAUUUAAUCAUUCCUCGGUGUACUAAAGCAAAGACGAGUUGUCGAGGUCGGCUGUAGCCAGAUUUGAAGUUUAAUCUUCUGAACGUAUCCAUGUUUGCGGAUCAACACCGGCUUGGCGGUGCCCUCAAUUGAGUGUGCGCACGGGGGAGACGCUCGCAGUUCCACUGUUCCGAGUCUACGCUGCCAACGACGAAAGAGGAGAUACAUUGUUUUCGGGACUAUCUGAAAUGGGGAGUCAAAAACGGCUAACAGAAAUGGGAUUCUAGAAUUGGAAAACGGGUCUCAUUCUGAGUUUUAUAAGGAACUAUUCCAAAAGGAGAAAAUUUGUGUUUUUAUUUCUCUCAACAAUAAUGUAUAAGAGGAAAAAUGUGGGUCGGAUGUCGAUUUCUGUUCGAUACGGAUACGAGAACUGGCAAGAUAUCAGCAUGAAUUAAAAGCAGAAAGAAAGAAAAAACAGACAUCAAUGUUCAUUUUUAUUUUGGAGCGAGUACCAUGGCGAAAAGGAAGGGACUGUUGUUUUCGCUGCUUUACUUGAUGGCAGAGUUUUGGCUGAGUUGGCAGCAAGUCCUUAGAAUCGGGGGUAUCUUUGAGACCCUUGAGAAUGAGCCCAUUAGUGUGGAGGAGCUGGCCUUUAAAUUCGCUGCGACAAACAUCAACAGGAACCGGACCUUAAUGCCCAACACCACACUGACCUACGACAUCCAGAGAAUAAACCUCUUCGACAGCUUCGAAGCCUCCAGAAGAGCCUGUGACCAGUUGGCUCUGGGUGUCGGGGCGGUGUUUGGUCCCUCUCACAGCUCCUCCGUCAGUGCUGUCCAGUCCAUCUGCAAUGCUCUGGAGGUACCUCAUAUCCAGACCCGGUGGAAACACCCCUCUGUGGACAACAAGGACAGCUUCUACAUCAACCUUUACCCAGAGUAUGCCUCCAUCAGCAGAGCCAUACUGGACAUCGUACAGUACUACAAGUGGAAGACAGUCACCGUAGUUUACGAGGAUGCAACUGGCUUAAUUCGUCUUCAGGAGCUGAUCAAAGCUCCGUCCAGGUACAGCAUCAAGAUUAAGAUUCGCCAGCUGCCGACGGAGAGUAAAGACGCCCGGCCGUUACUAAAGGAGAUGAAGAAGGGGAAAGAGUUCUAUGUUAUCUUCGACUGUUCCUACCAGACCUCCGCAGACGUACUCAAACAGAUCAUGUCCAUGGGGAUGAUGACUGAGUAUUACCACUUCUUCUUCACUACUCUGGACCUAUUUGCUCUGGACCUGGAGCCGUACAGGUACAGUGGUGUGAACAUGACCGGAUUCCGCCUCCUCAACAUAGACAACCCCCAGGUCGCCUCCGUGGUCGACAAGUGGUCCAUGGAGCGCCAGCAAGCCCCGCCCAAACCAGAGACGGGCAUGCUGGAUGGCAUGAUGACGACUGAGGCAGCGUUGAUGUAUGAUGCUGUGUACAUGGUGGCAGCAGCCUCCCAGCUCUCCACUCAGAUCACUGUCAGCUCACUGCAGUGCCACAGACACAAACCCUGGCGCUUCGGAGCACGAUUCAUGAACAUGUUCAAAGAGGCGACGUGGAACGGUUUGACAGGACAGAUCAUUAUAAACAAGACAGACGGUUCGAGGAAAGACUUUGACCUGGACGUCAUCAGUCUGAAGGAAGACGGCUUGGAGAAGACGAUCGGGGGCAAUAGCCACCUCAAUAAAGUGUGGAAAAAGAUUGGAUUGUGGAACUCCAACAACGGCCUUAACCUUACAGAAAGUCUGAAGGAUACGGGGACUAACAUCACAGAUUCCAUGGCCAACAGGACUCUGGUCGUCACCACUAUCCUGGAAAACCCUUACGUCAUGUACAAGAAGUCUGACAAGCCUCUGUACGGUAACGACCGGUUCGAAGGUUACUGCCUGGACCUACUGAAGGAGCUGUCCAACAUCCUGGGAUUUGCCUACGAGGUUAAACUGGUAUCUGACGGGAAGUAUGGAGCUCAAAACGAUAAGGGAGAAUGGAACGGCAUGGUGCGGGAACUCAUAGACCAUGUAGCAGACCUGGCUGUGGCUCCUCUGACCAUCACCUAUGUGAGGGAGAAGGUGAUAGACUUCUCUAAACCCUUUAUGACCUUGGGAAUCAGUAUCCUGUACCACAAACCCAACGGCACCAACCCUGGAGUGUUCUCCUUCCUCAACCCCCUGUCUCCUGACAUCUGGAUGUACGUACUACUGGCCUGCCUCGGAGUCAGCUGUGUCCUGUUUGUCAUCGCCAGGUUUACCCCCUAUGAGUGGUACAACCCUCACCCCUGUAACCCUGACUCUGACGUGGUGGAGAACAACUUCACUCUCAUCAACUCUGUCUGGUUUGGGGUGGGAGCUCUGAUGCAGCAAGGAUCUGAGCUGAUGCCUAAAGCCCUGUCUACGAGGAUAGUAGGAGGCAUUUGGUGGUUCUUCACCCUCAUCAUCAUCUCCUCUUACACGGCCAACCUGGCUGCCUUCCUCACCGUGGAGAGGAUGGACUCUCCCAUCGACUCGGCUGACGACCUGGCCAAGCAGACUAAGAUAGAGUAUGGAGCUGUGAGAGACGGAUCAACCAUGACCUUCUUCAAGAAAUCCAAGAUCUCCACCUAUGAGAAGAUGUGGGCGUUUAUGAGCAGCAGGAAGAACACAGCUCUGGUGAAGAACAACAGAGAGGGGAUCCAGAGAGUCAUGACCACAGACUACGCUCUCCUCAUGGAAUCCACCAGCAUAGAGUACAUCAGUCAGAGGAACUGUAACCUCACGCAGAUCGGAGGCCUCAUAGACUCUAAGGGCUACGGCGUAGGCACUCCCAUAGGCUCCCCCUACAGAGACAAGGUGACCAUCGCCAUCCUGCAGCUCCAGGAAGAAGGGAAGCUCCACAUGAUGAAGGAGAAGUGGUGGAGAGGGAACGGUUGUCCUGAGGAGGACAGUAAGGAGGCUAGCGCCUUGGGAGUAGAGAACAUUGGUGGCAUUUUCAUAGUGCUAGCAGCCGGACUGGUUCUCUCUGUGUUUGUAGCUAUCGGAGAGUUCAUUUACAAAUCCAGGAAAAACUUGGACAUAGAGGAGGUGAGUGUAGGGCAGUGUGAGUGGCAUCAUAAGUACUAACAGAAAGAAAGGUGCUCCGAGACUGUUAUUAUGGACCUUCUACAUAGAGUAGGUUGCUGUGGACCUUAUACACACAGUCAGUCAGUUGCUAUGAACAUUAUACAAUAUACACAGUCAGUCAG
Molecule: messenger RNA, 3495 nt
Organism: Oncorhynchus tshawytscha (Chinook salmon)
Lineage: Eukaryota; Metazoa; Chordata; Actinopteri; Salmoniformes; Salmonidae
Product: glutamate receptor ionotropic, kainate 1
Exons: 18
Coding region: 764-3373 (869 amino acids)
Biological process (GO): modulation of chemical synaptic transmission; monoatomic ion transport; synaptic transmission, glutamatergic
Cellular component (GO): plasma membrane; postsynaptic membrane; presynaptic membrane
Molecular function (GO): kainate selective glutamate receptor activity; transmitter-gated monoatomic ion channel activity involved in regulation of postsynaptic membrane potential
Source: RefSeq, a predicted model, not a curated record